Magallana angulata is the source of this 3401-nucleotide messenger RNA. RefSeq lists its product as uncharacterized. NCBI's taxonomy places the organism in Eukaryota, Metazoa, Mollusca, Bivalvia, Ostreida, Ostreidae. The transcript has 8 exons. Gene Ontology annotation, cellular component: cytoplasm. The coding region runs from base 90 to 2672 and encodes 860 amino acids. The record is from RefSeq and is a predicted model, not a curated record. Gene Ontology annotation, molecular function: nucleic acid binding; 3'-5'-DNA exonuclease activity. Gene Ontology annotation, biological process: DNA catabolic process.
UAGCUAUAGAUAGCGAUCACGUGACAAAGCAUGUGAAUUCUAAAAAAAGAACUUCUCGGUCCAUUUAAUCCGGAAAUGCAGUAAUCAAUAUGGCGGACUGUCAACAUUUGCCGCUAAAAGUCAAAGGGAAAUUUUGUAGUAGAGGUAAAUAUAAAAAAGCAUCGCGUAUGAAACAAUUUAAUAGCGUUCAUAAGAACGACAACGAUAAUAUCCCCACUAACAUUGAACAUUCAUAUGCAAACGACUCGGCGCCAUAUUCCCAGGCAGACGACACAUCUGUCAAUCUUGACGAUUUCGAUGUACUGGAAAACGUAUGUGUUCAAAGUGUGGACGGUAUUCAGUGGAAUGAAGGCCGAAGGGUUGUGGAACUUAAGCACCUUGCCGAUCAGCUUGUAUGUGUACACUGUAACAAUCGGCUGCAUUUGUCGAAUAUUGAUAGUGAAAAGCGUUACGGGCUCGGUAGCUUGCUAUACAUCAAAUGUGAUAGCACUACUUGUGGAUUUACUAACACAGUUUCCACGGGAAAAAGAAACAGUAAAGGUGCCUUUGAUAUCAAUUCAAAAGUUACACUUGCUAUGAUACAUUCUGGUAUGGGACCAACUCAUGUCAUCAAUUUUCUCAGUACCUGUAACAUUCCACCAAUUGAUACCACCACAUUAAAGAAAAAAGAAAAAGAGAUCUCAGCAUCAAUUGUAAAACAGGCCAAAGAGUCUUGUCGUAGAGCUAGAGAGGAAGAAAUGGAUGCUAUAUCAGACCAAUUGGAGUGCAGUUUUGAUGCUGGAUGGCAGACCAGAGGAUCUGGCUGUCAGUACAAUAGUAGCACUGGCCAUGCCAGUAUUAUAGGUGCUCAAAGUGGAAAGGUCCUUGAGUUUGAUGUGAGGUCAAAGACAUGUAGAGUUUGUCAGUAUCAUUUUGAUAGAAAUGAAACAGUACCAAAUCACAACUGCACCAGUAAUUGGUCAGGUUCUAGUAAGGCCAUGGAGCCAGAUAUGGCUUCAGCAAUGCUAUAUCGGAUGAAGGAAGAUGGAUGUGAGGUUCAGACCAUACAUGCUGAUAAUGAUUCCACCACUGCCGCUCGACUAAGAAAUGACUUUCCAUCCCUUCAAAAAAAACAGGACAAGAAUCAUCUGAAAAAGAACUUGACAAAACAGCUGUAUAAACUAGCCAAAGAUCACAAGCAACUGAAACCAACUGGUACAAUUUCAUAUGUGACCAGAUGCUUUAUGUACGCAAUCUCCUCAAAACAUAAUUCUGAAGAAGAGCUGACAUCAAAAUUGGAGAGGGUUGUCCCUCACAUGUUUGGAGACCACAGUCUUUGUGCAGAGGCUGCAUGGUGUACAUAUCAGAAAAAUCCAAAGACAUUCAGAUUCAAGCACCUUCCAAAAGGCCAACCAUUGUCAGGUGAUCAGCUAAGAGCAGCACUGGAUAACAUAACGGAGAAUUUCAAAGGCAUGGCCUCUCAGCUGCAAAAGCUUGGAUCCACACAAAGCAAUGAAAACUUUAACAACAUUGUGGCAAGCAAGGCCCCAAAGAAUAGGUCAUAUGGCAGCACAGCAUCCCUAGUCACUAGAGUCUCAGCAGCAGUCUUACAGAAGAAUGUUGGAUACACAUACAUUGAAGAGGUAAACAAAGACAUCCUCUUAUCUCCAGGAGAGGUUUCUAAGAAGCAUGGAAUUAGCAUGGAUAAGAAGAAGUUGUGGCAUAAAAAAAAGCAUGCAUCAGUUUCCUUCAAAAGGAGACGCCUGUUAUUGAAGAAAAGACAACACUGGAGGGAGUCAGCAAAUUAUGUCAAAGAAGGGAAAACUUACGAACAAGGCAUUUCAUCAGCAGAUGUAAACCCAUGUGAUAUAGAAGCUUUACCAGGAAAGCGCAACUUCACUGGUGACGAAAAUAUGGUCGUCUUUGACUUGGAAACAACAGGACUGUCCCGCAACAGUGACAUAAUCCAAUUAGCAGCUUUUGAUGGGAAAGAAGAGUUAAAUAUUUACAUAUCCCCAUCCCAGGAAAUAACGAAGAAAGCAAGUGAAAUUACAGGACUGAAAUAUGAUUUUGAAUCUGGAUGCAUGUUUUCUGGGGGACAGAAAGUAGAAUGCAUUGAUAUUAGACUUGCUCUCCUUAAACUUAUAGAUUAUGUUAGCAAGCGAGAAAAGCCAAUUCUUGUAGGCCACAAUGUAUUGUCCUUUGACAUUCCAAUUCUAAGCAAGAAACUUCAAGAGCAUGGUCUUCUUCAAGAAUUUUUGCGGCAUGUCAGUGGUUGUUUGGACACACUCAGGCUAGCACGUAAGUUAUUCAGUAAGGAAACUGUGGGCAACUACAAACAGCAGACACUGGUACAAGUUCUCCUAGGAAAAUCCUAUCAAGCACAUGAUGCUCUUGCAGAUGUUAAAAAUCUUUACGAACUUUUUGUAUCCAAGUUCACAUUCAAAGAAACAGAUGCUUUUCCUUUCAAUUUCCAUGUCCUUCAGAAGUCAUUCGUACCACUUGUUGAAAGGAAGCUUAUUUCGAGUGCAAAUUCAAGAAAACUGGCAAAUUCUGGUCUAGGACUUGGACACCUUAGUCUAGCGUACCAACGAGACAACCAAGAGGGGGUUAAGUUUAUUUUGUCAGAACAUGGUUUCAAUGCAAAAACAUCGAAAGGCAUCAAUUUGUACUUUGAGAAACAGGAAGAAUAAGCAUUGUUAAAAAGGACAGUGUCAUAAAAGUGCAUUUCUUGUCUAUCUUUAAAGUAUGUAUAUAAUUGUAAUAUUUUGUAAACAUCAAUAUUGUAUUGAUGAAGUAUGCAACAUAGCUAUACUAUUACAAGUAAUACUGCAGUUCUUUAUUUACCGGUACAUUGAAUUUCUAAAUUAAUAUUAAAUGAAUUGUUUUUUUUUUUUAUGUGCACAUUGUUUAACAUGUUUAAAGUCAGGGACAUACAUGCAAUCAUACUUUUUACAUUGUAACUUUACCUUGCUUUAUUUGCUCAUCGUGUUGGGUGUUUUCAUGUCAGAAAUACUCAAUGUCUCAGGUUGUGACAUAAUUGUACCUUUUGUAGUUAUGUCGUAUAGGACAAAUAUUGUCAUAUGUCUAAGGUAAGGAACAUGAUUAUAUGUAAUAAUCAUUAUGUGUAUUUGAAACUGUAUUUGAUUUUUAAAUCAUCUGUUUACCUUAUCAAAGUGUAUUCAUGUCAAAUUUGUUUGAUCGACAUACAUGUACAUGUUCAUUCUUCUUGGCAAACGUGUGAAUAUUGUUUCAUUUUAUUAAUGUGGCCAUGAAAUACAGUGUGAGGAAAUGUAUUGGUCAAAAUAUACUUAUUAUAAUAUGAAAUAAAAACUAUAUUGAGCAGAUGAUUUUUAACAAACAAAUAAGUGUCAAUUUGUGUGUGUCAAGUUUGUUAAUUUAUUUUGAAUUUUAAAAAGGUG